This is a messenger RNA of Cucumis sativus (cucumber), 1375 nucleotides long. Its product is annotated as chaperonin-like RbcX protein 2, chloroplastic. Gene Ontology annotation, molecular function: protein folding chaperone. The transcript has 5 exons. Lineage: Eukaryota; Viridiplantae; Streptophyta; Magnoliopsida; Cucurbitales; Cucurbitaceae. Bases 408 to 1076 code for a protein of 222 amino acids. Gene Ontology annotation, biological process: ribulose bisphosphate carboxylase complex assembly. The record is from RefSeq and is a predicted model, not a curated record.
AAUUCCAACCUUGAAUGGUUAGAAAACCCACCAAAUUCAAGAAACCGUCCAGAUGAAUUCAAGUACGAAAUCCAAAAUAUCUAAAUUUGAAGCUUUAUUUGGAGAAAAAAUGGAAAAGAUUUUCAAUAGCUUUUUUGAGCUGGUGAAUUUUGGACCUCACCGAAUUCUCUGGUUAAGAUUCAUCCAACUUCAAAUCUCCCACAGCUCCCCACUUUCCUCCUUUCCCUCACACAAUUCCCAAACAUAAUAAUCUAAGAGCUCUAAUUCGGAGCUAUCUCACAUACCCAUUUCAAAUCUCUGGCGGAAAAUCAUUGAAGGGGUUUCGUUUUUGUUUCUCAAAUCGACUCACAGACGAGGGUGGUCGAUUUUGAUUAGCGUAUUUCCUCUGGUUUCAUCUUUCUGUAAGGAUGGUGGGAGCUUUAUCUAUGGUGGGUUCUUCAGUAGUGGAUUCUCAUAGCUCCCCUUGUUUGUGUUUGGAUGCUUUGCCCACAACCAGCAUCAAUCUCAAAAGUUGUGGGGAUUUUGUAAUGAAAAAGAAAUAUUCAAAGGGUCGACAGCGUUUGCCGAAACCCAAGCACUUAGAUCUAAGCAGCUCGUUUGUCGAUAAUGGCCGGGAGUGGCUGCUCUCGGUUGAUAUGAUAAAUAGGAGUUCGAGGAAGCAGACCAAAAAUAGAAGACUUAUGGUUGUUGAUGAACUUGGGGGGCAGUAUGAAGAUAACUUUGAUGAUGUUAAAAUGCAAAUGCUUAAUUAUUUUACAUACAAAGCUGUGAGGACUGUUAUGAACCAGCUGUAUGAAAUGAACCCCCCACAGUACAGGUGGCUUUACGAUUUCGUGUUAAACAACAAGCCAACAGAUGGAAAGCAUUUCAUCCGCAGGCUUGUAAAGGAACAGCAAGAUCUUGCUGAAAGAGUAAUGAUCACACGUCUCCACCUCUAUGGAAAAUGGGUGAAGAAAUGUAACCACGCCGAAAUAUACCAAGAGAUCUCGGAUGAAAACGUGGAAUUAAUGCGAGAACGACUUAUGCAGACUGUUAUAUGGCCUUCAGAUGACACAAACACAGAGAAGAUUGGCUAAAGAAAAUAUCGAGUCAUUUUGAGUUCUCUCUUCCUUGACAUUCUUAUUGUAUUGCAUCCUUCAAUCCUAAUUAGUUUGAUUGUCGAGUUGCCAAUCUUAUUCUCACUGGUUAAGAAGUAGAAAAUCAGUGCUGCAGUCUUUUUUUUUUUGGUUGAAGGUAUGUAUGUAAUCAAUCAUUAUAUAAUGUAAGAUGUAUAUUCAUUUAGCCUCCAUUUUAGUUAUUGUGAAGGUAUAAUGUAGAGCUGGGAUUUCUUCUGUGUGCUUCUAUUUAUUCAUAUGCAUAUUGGGAUGAAAGGAUA